Erinaceus europaeus (western European hedgehog) is the source of this 677-nucleotide messenger RNA. Its product is annotated as eukaryotic translation elongation factor 1 epsilon-1-like. The transcript has a single exon. NCBI's taxonomy places the organism in Eukaryota, Metazoa, Chordata, Mammalia, Eulipotyphla, Erinaceidae. Gene Ontology annotation, biological process: positive regulation of DNA damage response, signal transduction by p53 class mediator. Gene Ontology annotation, cellular component: nucleus; cytoplasm; aminoacyl-tRNA synthetase multienzyme complex. The record is from RefSeq and is a predicted model, not a curated record. Bases 98 to 622 code for a protein of 174 amino acids.
UCCAGGGCAGUGAGGUCCCAAUGACAAAAAAAAAAAAUUAAAAUUAAAUGGUAGAUGCCCAUUCAGUAAAAUAGCUCAGCAGGUGCUCAGCUGGGAGAUGGCGGCAGCCGGGGAGCUGACGCUUCUGGAGAAAUGGCUGGUUUUGCAAGGGGGACACAAAUACAGUGUACAGGGCAAGCAGCAGGUUCCUGUCCUUCAAACAAACAAUGGUCUAAGUCUAACAGGAUUGACGACUAUAGCAGCUCACCUGGUCAAGCAAGCCAACAAAGAGUAUUUACUUGGGUAUACUACAGAGGAAAAGGCAAUUGUUCAACAGUGGCUGGAAUAUAGGGUAACUCGAGUAGAUGGGCCCUGUGGUAAAGAGGAAGUCCGCACUCUCUUGAAGAAUCUUAAUUCUUACCUUGAGGGUAAAGUCUACCUUACAGGAUAUAACUUUACCUUAGCAGAUGUCUUACUGUACUAUGGGCUGCACUACUUUAUAGUUGAUCUGACAGUUCAAGAAAAGGAGAAAUAUCUUAAUAUGUCUUGCUGGUUUUGUCACAUUCAGCACUAUCCUGGCAUCAGGCAACAUCUGUCCCACGUCAUCUUCAUCAAAAACAGACUGUACGCCAAUGCCCACUAGAAGUCGUCUAUGCAGUGGGAAUAUCGUACAUGGAAAUUUUAUUCUGCACCAGAGA